GUAGCAUCUACGGCACACGUGUAUCUAUCCAUAGAUAUGUCACCACGGUCACAGACUUCGACACGAUGCGUUUUAGAAUUUGUUCCUGUAGCUGCUGGCUGUCAACUCUCGUGCAUGCAGUUCAGCGAACCAAGCGCGAUGCGCUCAUUUGGAAAGUCAAUGAUAAGAACCCAGUCAUUGGCUGCCGGCAUACCUGCAAGCGUGUUUCUUGUCCUCAUUUGCUUGCAGAUAUAGCAUAACGGUUUCCCCUGCUUGUAUACAGGAGCAACUUGGUCAGCGCGUUGUUCACGUUACGUAUGGGAGUUGAAAACCUAGAGCGGCACGGCGCCCUGACAGUCACAGAUGCACUGGGGGAGGGGAGAACUGAAUGCAGUGGCUUCAAUUUUAUGUUCGCUGCAAAGGGACAAUGAUCCAGUGGGGUGUUGGUUCCCAUCUUUUGUCGUUGAUGACUGGCACACGCGUGACAGCGAAUGUUCGACCAGCAGCCGUAUGCAACAACCGUGAACGAUCUACAUGGACACACCCCCCGUGAUUCGCGCGUGUUGAUCGGGUAAUGCUUGCCCGAUAUUUUCUGUCGAAAUCGUUUGAAUUAGUGAGGAGAGGGAGUGAUUUGUACAUGUCUUAACGAUUCCUUUAACCAGCGACUGCUGCUGGCGCUGGACGUUGCGUGUGGCGGAGCCUAAACUGCAUUUUCCGAGCCGUGGCGGGUCAGAAAGCCACUCUGUCAAUUUUUUUUAACCACGAGGCGUCGGCGUCAGGGCAACAUGGCAGAUCCCUCGGCGGUUUCCGAUGCAGCAUCUACUGCAUUAGAAGUAGCUUCUAUGAAUUCCGCUGCUGAGAAAUCGCAGCGAUCCCUGGCAGGUUCCCGACAGGGUCGUCGUCAAGAAAAGCCAACAAAGCAGACGCGAAAACAGGUGAUCGAGGCAUCAGCAUUCUCUUUGACAAAAACUCCUUUGGCACGACCUGCACUCCGUCCCUAUGAGGUUCUUGUCACCAGGCGCCUUCCCUUGGUCGUUUAUUUCAAGCGGUGUAUGCGGCUGUUGCACGCUGGCCUCGAGCCGCCGCACAAACACACAAGCAGUUUCCUUACUGGAUCAAAGGAUGCACAGUUCCAGAAACAACUUGCUCCGCAGUUCCCUUUCAUUGUUAUCCGCGGUGCCGGGGGAUGCAUGAGGACAGCCAUCUGGCUCGCUCAGGAUGUCAUGAAGGCUCUAGGGGGGUUGGGGCGUUCGGCUGCAGUGGAAAGCUCUUCGUCAUGCCGAGACAACUCGUUACAGAUCAGUGGUCACGCACCUUCUCUUGAGAUCGAAACGCACACUGUGGAAUGCACAGACACGGCGUGGACGUUCGUCGAAGAAGAAGAUGAUGAUAGCUGCCCUGUUGCGGGCACGUUCGACCUUGCGGUCAGGCGGCGCUGCAUCAGCGCGAUUUCCAUCAAGGUGCAUAGGCCUCUACCACAGCAACUGUCCUGAAGCAAACUGGAAACUGUGCUUCUCGUCUGACGCUCAAUUUGUCUCGUACGAUGCUGCUUCGUUAAAUUACCAGACGGGCGUAAGCAACGUCAUCAGUUGGCGUGCCUUGUCUCUUGCAAAGAAUCAUGCGCUUCAACGGUGUAUCGGUGAUUCUGCUGAGGGUCAUGCCGUCUUCCCGCGUCGAAUGCUGGGAUUAUCUGUUUUUGUGGUUGGAUUGUCCUCUCUUUUUGUAUGGCCAUAGCGCAGUGCUGCUGGACUCACCCUGAACGUUUCCAGUGGUGGUACUUGCUUUCUGUGUGCCAAGUUACUUUGCCAUAGGUUCUUGACCAUUUGCUAUUGUGUAUUAUGAAGGUUAAACUGAGUUGUACUUCUGCGGUAUGAAUUUCUGCUGACAAGCGACUUGCUCAUUGUUGUCCUCCAACCACAGACUCACCACUCGAGCACGCAGGCAAACGCAGGAAGACUCCCGCACCAACGAAGGUUCGAGACGAGACACGCCCGGCUGUGGGGCCCACUUAUGGGGAGCGGCGGCUGAGGAAAGUAAGCAGUUGCUACAUGCAGUAAUAUGGUGGUAGUUAGGAAGUCAACACUGUCGACGGAACAGUUGUAUGUGUGCACGUUGA
This is a messenger RNA of Toxoplasma gondii ME49, 2095 nucleotides long. RefSeq lists its product as hypothetical. The coding region runs from base 765 to 1472 and encodes 235 amino acids. Lineage: Eukaryota; Apicomplexa; Conoidasida; Eucoccidiorida; Sarcocystidae. The record is from RefSeq and is a predicted model, not a curated record. The transcript is spliced from 2 exons.